This is a messenger RNA of Phyllostomus hastatus (greater spear-nosed bat), 3375 nucleotides long. It is a transcript of the gene SUB1, whose product is annotated as SUB1 regulator of transcription. Bases 89 to 472 code for a protein of 127 amino acids. Gene Ontology annotation, cellular component: nucleus; transcription regulator complex. Gene Ontology annotation, molecular function: transcription coactivator activity; DNA binding. Gene Ontology annotation, biological process: positive regulation of transcription initiation by RNA polymerase II. The transcript has 5 exons. NCBI's taxonomy places the organism in Eukaryota, Metazoa, Chordata, Mammalia, Chiroptera, Phyllostomidae. The record is from RefSeq and is a predicted model, not a curated record.
GCCGGUGUCUCCUGGCUUCCGUCACGUCCGGUUCUCUGUCAGUCGUGAGCGAGCGAGCACGGGGCUGUUAGGAAGCAGGAGCGGAGCAAUGCCUAAAUCAAAGGAACUUGUUUCUUCGAGCUCUUCUGGCAGUGAUUCUGACAGUGAAGUUGACAAAAAGUUAAAGAGGAAAAAGCAAGUUGCUUCAGAAAAACCUGUAAAGAAGCAAAAGACGGGUGAAACUUCCAGAGCCCUGUCAUCCUCCAAGCAGAGCAGCAGCAGCAGAGAUGAUAACAUGUUUCAGAUUGGAAAAAUGAGGUACGUCAGUGUUCGGGACUUCAAAGGAAAAGUCCUUAUUGAUAUUAGAGAAUAUUGGAUGGACCCAGAAGGUGAAAUGAAACCAGGAAGAAAAGGUAUUUCUUUAAAUCCUGAGCAAUGGAGCCAGCUGAAGGAACAGAUUUCUGACAUUGAUGACGCAGUAAGGAAACUGUAAAGUCAGAGCCAUAUAAAACUUGUAACUGGUCUAGUUGUUUUAAUCUGUCUUUUUACAUUGGCUUUUGUUUUCUAAACAUUUCCUCCCCCUCCCCCCCAAGCUAUUGUAUAUUUGGAUUGCAGAACAAUUUGUAAGAAUAUGUUUUUUUUAUGUGCAUUAUUAAAAACGAUCUGAAUGAAGAUCAUUGUCAACUUCAUUGAGGAGGAUCGCUUUGUGCCCACCACCUAGUGUAAAAUAAAAUCAAGUAAUACAGUCUUAACUGUUGUGGCCUUCUUUGAUCAGAAGAAUUGGUACUAUUUAAUUGAGGCCAAAAGUUUAUAGAUAUUUGAAUUUCAACCUUUUACAUUCAAAAGGAUUUGUAUUGUAUUGAAUUUAUAAACUUUUGAUUUGUGAAAUCCAUAGUUGCUGUGUUUUCUUCUACACAAAUGUCCAGUGACACUUCACUUUCCUUUUUUUAUCUUUACUUCAUUUUCCUUGAAUAACUUCUGCUCAACUUUCAUUUUUUUUUGUUCUUGAAUAUAUUAUGCUAAUCUGGAAAGUCAGUGAAACUGUUGACAUGUUAGUUAUCUCAAUAAGGUACUUGUAAUUAAAAUACUAUAUGGAAACUACAAUCACUAAUUCUACUGUAUUAAAUAUUAGGAGAUAUAGUUUGAUAAACAACAUGGCUUGUAUGAAAACUCUGAGCAAGUAAGUCUGUUUCAUUACCUGUAGUGUUCUGUGUGGUAGUUAUCUUUUUGCUUAGUCUGCAGAGGAUGAUGGCUUCUUAGAUGUCUGACUUAUUUUCACGUACUAAACAUGUUCACCAUAGGAGGAUGUCUAUAAAAUCAGAAAUUGUUAAAUUAGACUAGGAUUUAAUAAAAAUUGUGGAAGCUUACUGGCCUAACAUUUUAUUUUACAACAUUGAGUAUGGAUUAUAUAUAGCCAGAGAUACCAUUGAGCUUUUACCGUUAGUAGUAGGGAAUGUGAUCAAUUUUUAGGGGAAAGACUAUAUACUUGUGGUUUUUGGCCUUUGCUUCAGUAGCCUUAGUUCUUUUGCAGUUAAUGUACUGGACUUAAAUGUUACCAAGUUUUAGCAGACGCUCUGAUACAAUUUUCAAUGAACCAUGAUGACAAAGCAGACACAGAUAGAGGCAUAGAUUUCAGGGGCUUGGCAGCAAUAAAUAGGGCAUGGUGUGGCCUUAGGAAAGAGCGUGAGGGAACUUUUACUGAAGUUAAAGAAGGCAGUGAAGAUGACGCAGUUCUCUUCAAGCUAAAUGAUAUUUUGAUCUCUUUGAUAGGACACAAUUCUAGAUAGAAUAGUGAAAAGAAAGGUUUAGACUAGACAUUAAAAAUUCCUUGUUGACAAGUUAUUUUUGGUAGCUAAAAUAAAAUUUAAAGUGGUUACUGCUAUAUCAGAGAGUUGUACUAUUACACCAAGUUUGAUUGCUGUGUCUAGAACAUUUUAUAGAAUUAUCAAGGAUUUGAUUUCAAAACCAUCUGCCAGGCCAUGUGUAGUUAUCAAUUGUCUGGCAGCUAUUCUAUUUUGAAUAUAUUUUUUUGCAUUUUUGGGUUUUUUGAAAAAGUGUUUUUAGCAGUAACCGUAAUUGUUGUGUAAUUGAGGAAAUAAAGAAAUUCUCUUCUGGUAUUUUAGCCUUCAUCAAAUGAUAGGUAUUAAAGUGUGCAAAUAACUUUUUUAUUGAUGACUUCCCCCAUUUUUGGAAACGCGUGUCCUGUUAGCUUAAUCGGGUAGAUUGUAAAGUAUUCCCUAUAUACACAAAAAGGGUAGUUAGAACACAGAACAUUGAUUUUGGUGUAGAUGGAGAGGGAGUGAUGGUUGAAUGUCCGAGGUUUAUAUGAAUUUAAGGGGUGUAUGCAUUUUGAAGCAAUCUGCUAAUAAAGAGAUGGUGCUGAAGUCUUUUAUUCCCUAGGCAUUUUCUAGCUGUCUAGUUUAAAGCCUUCCUAUAAGGAGUGUUUUUCUGGCAGAAUUUGGUACAUUGACUGAGAAAUUCAUUUCAAUAAUGUUACUGGAUAUGCAAUAUAUAGAAGUUAUAAAUCUUCUUUUGUCUGUAGGAAAGGAUGAGAACUGGGUUAAAAUAAUAGCAGAAUUAGCUUGUACGGAAAGAAAGAGUACUUUUUCCCCCUGUUUUAACUUGACCUUCUUGGUACGAUUUCCCCAGGCAGAAAGCUCGGCACUGGGGGGCCGCCAUUUCUCUCCUUGCUUGCAGUGCCAGAACGGACCGAGUUAAUACUAGCCGUGGCCUGUCACGGCUGCAGGGCCUUUCUCCUGGGGUUUUACUCUCUGUCUUCUAAAGUUACAAGCAGCAUCUGACCCAUUUCCAGUGCUCUUGGCAUUUUAUUAAAAGAACAACCAACCACUAAAAAAUACUGUGUAUCAUUUGAUGAUUCUCUUUUGUUUCGCUUCAUAAAUGCUUAAGAACUUUUGAAGACUUCCUACCUCAUUAGCUAGUCAAGAUUUUGUGAUGGUCAACCUAUUCCACAUAAUGCUUUUGGAAAAAAGACUGAAAAUUGAAAGUACGUACAUCUUGGCCUUGGCUAUUGAGAGGAAAAGAAAAAUAAUUGAGAAGUAAAUGUUUCUGACAUGGGUAUGUUAGAAGAAUACUACAAGCUUGAAAUGUUGAAGUGCUGGCUAAUAUUUCUCCUGCUAGUUCUUGCUAUUCACUUUUUAUGGAAAUUCCGUGAGAUACUCAAAAAAGUUUUUUUGGUGUGUGUGUGUUUUUUUUUUUUUAAGUAGCGUUUUUCCAGAUAAAUUCUAGGGGGUAAACAUUUACAUAGUCACAAAUACGUAAUUCUGUAAUUGUGGACACCUGUAUGCUUUGUUUGGUACAUCUUCCAUGGAGAUGUCAAUGAAUACAAUGCUCCAUCUGUGAAUAUUUUAAAUGUUGAAAUAAAAAAUAAGAAAUGUG